Molecule: messenger RNA, 3279 nt
Organism: Columba livia (rock pigeon)
Lineage: Eukaryota; Metazoa; Chordata; Aves; Columbiformes; Columbidae
Gene: ITGA2B
Product: integrin subunit alpha 2b
Exons: 30
Coding region: 70-3174 (1034 amino acids)
Biological process (GO): cell-matrix adhesion; angiogenesis; integrin-mediated signaling pathway
Cellular component (GO): external side of plasma membrane; integrin complex
Molecular function (GO): integrin binding
Source: RefSeq, a predicted model, not a curated record
CCCUGAGAUAAGGAGAGGACACGCUGGGACAGGCGGUGCCGGGGCUGGUGGCCGCAUUUCAGGGUGACCAUGGGGGCUGCUGCCCUGUCCAUGCUGCUCCUGGGGGGGCUGCGCUUGGCCCCCACCCUGGGGCUCCUCCAGGACCCCCCCACCGUGUAUGAGGGACCCCCCGGCAGCUAUUUUGGCUUCGCCCUGGAUUUCCACAUGACGGAGGGCAGGGCCAGCGUGGCGGUGGGGGCUCCCCGCGCCAACACCUCCCAGCCCGGGGUGACUCAACCCGGCGCUGUCUUCCUCUGCUCCUGGCCCCCUGGAAACCCCCCCUGCCGCCCCCUCCCUGUGGACACUGCAGGAGACGAGACCGAGACCCAACACUCCUUGGAGCUCCACACCUACAAGUCGCACCAGUGGCUGGGGGCGACUGUCACCAGCUGGGACGGCAAACUGGUGGCCUGCGCCCCCCUGCAGCACUGGAACGCCAUGGAGGGCCAGGACGAGGCUUUCCGCACCCCCACGGGCGCCUGUUUCGUGGGUGCCCCCGAGCUGCAGCGCGUCGCCUGGUACUCGCCCUGUCGCGACCAGAUCAUGGCCAGCACCUACCGCGAGAGCAACUACUCCUACGACAAGCGCUACUGCGAGAUCGGGUUCAGCGCGGCCGUCACCCCGGACGGCCAGCUGGUGCUGGGUGCCCCCGGCGGUUACUACUUCAUGGGGCUGCUGUACUCGGUGGAGCUCGAUGCCAUCCUGACCCGCUUCCACGGCCAGUCGCUGCUGUGGCCGGGGGCCCCGGGACGCCCCACGGGGCAGCCGGUGUCUGGGGACUACAAGGAUGGGUACCGGGGGUACGCGGUGGCCGUGGGCGAGUUUGAUGAUGAUCCCAAAACCAAAGAGUACGUGGUGGGGGUCCCCAACAAGAGGAACACGAGGGGCGAGGUGGAGAUUUUCAGCAUGGGGGUGACCAUGCGCCGGCUGCAGGGAAUGGCCAGCGAGCAGGUGGCGUCGUACUUCGGGCACACGGUGGCUGUGGCUGAUGUCAACGGGGAUGGGCACGACGACGUGCUGGUGGGUGCCCCCCUGUACCUGGCCCGGUGCCCCGACGGGCAGCGCAGCGAGCUGGGGCGCCUCUAUCUCUACCUGGGGGGGGGACAGCGGCCCCUGGCUGGGCCUCCCCAGACCCUGACGGGCACUCACCCCUACGGCCGCUUCGCUGCCGCCAUCGCCAGCCUGGGGGACCUGGACAAGGACGGCUAUGGCGACGUGGCGGUGGCUGCCCCGCAGGGGGGUGACGGUGGCAGCGGGCAGGUCCUCAUCUUCCGUGGGCAGAGCGAGGGGCUGUCCCCGCUGCCCACCCAGCGCCUGGGCAGCCCCUUCCCCGGCCCCGCCGCCUUCGGCUUCGCCCUGCGCGGGGCCACCGACCUGGACGGCAACGGCUACCCGGAUCUGCUGGUGGGGGCGUACGGGGCAGCCAAGGUGGCUGUGUACCGGGGACAACCUGUGGUGGUGGCCCGGACUCAGCUGAGUGUCCCCGAUGGGCUGAACCCCGAGAUCCUGGCGUGUGUCCUGCCCGGGUCCAGCACCCGUGUCAGCUGCUUCCCCGUGGUGCUGUGUGUCAGCGUGAUGGGCCAGCGCCUCCCGCCGAGCGUCCGCCUCGAUGCGGAGCUGCAGCUGGACCGGCUGAAGCCCAAACUGUCCCGGCGGGUCCUGCUGCUGCAGGGCCACCAGCCGGUGUGGCAGGGGACACUGGCGCUGGUGCCGGGGACACCCCCCCAGUGCCACAACCUCACUGCCUUCCUGCGGGCUGAGACCGAGUUCAAGGACAAGCUGAGCCCAGUGGCCCUGAGCCUGCGACUGUCACUGUCCCCCCAGGAGGGGUCCCCGGGGCUGGUGCUCUAUGGGGACACCCUGGUGCAGGCACAGACCCACAUCAUCCUGGAGGACUGCGGUGAUGACAACCUCUGCGUCCCCGACCUCCGCCUGGCUGCCCACACGCCCAGCAGAGCCCUGUUGAUGGGGGCGGAGGCCGCACUGGGGCUGCGCGUGGUCGCCGGCAACAUGGGCGAAGGCGCCUUUGAAACCGAACUGCGGGUGCAGCUGCCCCCCGGCACCCACUACCAGGCGGCGCGCAGCAGCAUCCUGGGACAGGAGAAGCUGAACUGCAACCCCCGCAAGGAGAACGGGAGCCAGGUGGUGCUGUGCGAGCUGGGGAACCCCAUGAAAGCGGGGGCACAGGUCACCGUGGACAUGGAGCUGAGUGUGUCUGGGCUGGAGGACAUGGGUGACACCAUCACCUUCCAGCUCCAGCUGCGCAGCAUGAACAGCCCCAGCCCUGCCAACGUGUCGGUGACGGUGCCCGUGGAGGUGCAGGCGGAGAUGGAGCUGCGGGGCACGUCCCUUCCUGCCACCACGGUGCUGCCUGCGAGCUGGCACAGGGCAGAGGGCAGCCGGCGCCCCGAGGACCACGGCAUCAGGGUGGAGCACGUCUACCAGCUCCACAACAAGGGUCCCAGCACCGUCAGUGGGGUCACCCUGCGCCUCGCUGUCCCCAACCAGCUGGGUGGCCGUGUCCUGCUCUACCUGCUGGAGCUGGACACCGAGGGGGGGGUGAGCUGCACCGACCCCCCUGGCCUCAACGCCGAGCAGCUGGAGAUGCCGGGGCCCACGGGCGCAGCACCCCGCAAUGGCACCCACGGGCGGGAGCGCAGGGAGGUGGCGGAGCUGGAGGAGCCCGUGGCCGUGGGCUGCAGCAACACCCCGUGUGUGGGUGUCACCUGCUGGGUGCCCACCCUGGCUAAGGACCAGCGGGUGCUGGUGAGCGUCCGUGCCCUGCUCUGGAUGGACACCCUGCAGCAGCCGGAGCACCUCCUGCAGCAGUUCCUCAUCCAGUCGCACGCCUGGUUCAACACCUCGGCCAUGCCGUACCGUGUGCAGCCCCGCGUCCUGCCCACCGGGGAGGCCACGGCUGUCACCGAGGUGGUUCGCGCCACUCCCGGGGGCGAGGGGACUGUGCCGGUGCAGUGGGUGGUGCUGGGGGCCCUUGCUGGGCUCCUGCUCUUCACCCUCCUCGUCCUCCUCAUGUGGAAGACGGGUUUCUUCAAGAGGACACGGCCACCCACCGAGGAGGACACACAGGAGCUGACACCCAGCCAGGCGCAGGAGCCAGAGGGUGCCCAGGGCUAGUGGGGUACCCCAGGGCCCCCCUGUGCCCCCACCCCAUGGCAUGUCCCCUGUCCCAGUCCACAUGUCCCCCAGCACCCCUGAGUGCCCAUGGGGUGCAGGACCCAU